This is a messenger RNA of Sorghum bicolor (sorghum), 1954 nucleotides long. RefSeq names its product homeobox-leucine zipper protein HOX16-like. Lineage: Eukaryota; Viridiplantae; Streptophyta; Magnoliopsida; Poales; Poaceae. Gene Ontology annotation, biological process: positive regulation of DNA-templated transcription. The coding region runs from base 706 to 1599 and encodes 297 amino acids. The transcript has 4 exons. The record is from RefSeq and is a predicted model, not a curated record. Gene Ontology annotation, cellular component: nucleus. Gene Ontology annotation, molecular function: sequence-specific DNA binding; DNA-binding transcription factor activity, RNA polymerase II-specific.
UUCAAACUUUAGUUCCAGAGCCCUCCAAAGCAAAAAAUAUAUAUUAGCGAAUAUUAAAGCAUUUUCCUUAUAGAGAUAUAUAUAAAAAAUUAGAACAAAAAGGUUUUUCCUUUUCGCGACUCCGUCGUCCACCACCAACCUCCUCCGAUCCGGCCGCCGUAGCGUAGCCGAAUUGUCCCACUCCGGGACUCGCUCGGUCGACGAGAGGGUGUUUCCGGCGAGUGCUCUCGGCCGAUCUCCUCCGCGCGGCUGAGGAGAUCCCGCGGUCGCACGGGGGCUGGGGCGUGCAUGAUGGGAUUUUGGUUGAUUCCGAUGGAGACUCCGGCGAGGCUUCUGUGGAGCACCAGCUUCUUCCGCCACAAGAUCGCCGCCAUGCUCGCCUCCUCCUCCUGCUUCUUAUAGAUCCCACCCCUCACCGUCGUCGUCGGCAGCUAGCUCGCUAGCUUCUGUACAUACGUCGACGCCCAUAUAAAUAUUAUUAGUCUUCAUCGAUCCACUCCCGAUUAAGUAAUAAUUCGGGCAAAGAAUCUCCAAGCUUUUGCCUCGACGAUCUUUGCAUUGAUCCAUGGAGUCCGGACGGCUCAUCUUCAACGCGCCCGGCUCCGGCGCCGGGCAGAUGCUCUUCCUGGACUGCGGCGCAGCCGGUGGUCCCGGCGGCGGCGGCGGCGGCGGCUUGUUCCAUCGAGUGAUGAAGGCGGGAGACCGAUGCUUGGCCUUGAAGAAGGGCGCGGCGUAAAACGGCCCUUCUUCACCUCGCCCGACGAGCUCCUCGAGGAGGAGUACUACGACGAGCAGCUGCCGGAGAAGAAGCGCCGCCUCACACCGGAGCAGGUGCAUCUGCUGGAGAGGAGCUUCGAGGAGGAGAACAAGCUGGAGCCGGAGCGCAAGACGGAGCUGGCGCGCAAGCUGGGCCUGCAGCCUCGCCAGGUGGCCGUCUGGUUCCAGAACCGCCGCGCCCGGUGGAAGACCAAGCAGCUCGAGCGCGACUUCGACCGCCUCAAGGCCUCCUUCGACGCCCUCCGCGCGGACCACGACGUCAUCCUCCAGGACAACCACCGCCUCCGUUCACAGGUGGUGUCGUUGACCGAGAAGCUGCAAGAGAAGGAGGCGACGGAGGGCGGCGCCAGCGCUGCCACCGACGCCGCGGCAGCGUUGCCGGCGGUGGACGACGUCAAGGCUUCCUUGGCCGAUGACGUCGAGGAGCCAACAGAGCCGGCGGCGGAGGAGGAGGAGGCGGCGUUCGAGGUGCAACAGGUGAAGUCCGAGGACAGGCUGAGCACGGGCAGCGGCGGGAGCGCGGUGGUGGACACGGACGCUCUGUUGUACGGCGCCGGUUGCCGGUUCGCCGCGGCCGUUGAUAGCAGCGUGGAGUCCUACUUCCCCGGCGGCGAGGACCACCACUACCACGACUGCGGGAUGGGUCCAGUAAACCACGGCGCGGGAGGAGGGAUCCAGUCGGAUGACGACGGCGCCGGCAGCGACGAGGGAUGCAGCUACUACGCCGAAGAAGAAGCCGCCGCGUUCUUCGCCGGACACACCCACCACCACGCGGACGACGACGAGGACGCCGGCCAGAUCAGCUGGUGGAUGUGGAACUAGCAGACGACAAUCUUCCCGCGGGGAUCGACCGUCAAAUCAAAUCUUGUGCCAAACAAACAAUCGUGCCGUAAAUUUCUUUUCGCAACUUUGCUGUACGUAAGCCUGUAAUGGUGAAUUCCUAGCUAUUAUUAUGUUGUAUGGAGAAAGUGUAUGCAUGCAUGGUAGGGUAAAAUUGAGUAAUUAAUAUUGUUAAUCCCAAUCACUCGUGGCGUUGGAGAAGAUCAAUAGAGUUGUGGGAGAAAUAAGUGCAUAGAGGCAAGUACUCUUUUUAUGGCACAGUGCCUAUGUCAAAUCAAGUGUUACCAAUUGUAGUUUUAAAAUUUACUGUAUGCGUUUUCGCAUGAUUAAACUGUGA